AUGACCGGUUUCGGGGACGAGGUCGAAAUGACGAUGGCCGACUCCGACGAGACCGCUAUCGACGCAGGGGCGGGAAUGGACGUUCAGUUUGGCCCAUCAACCUCCUUCCUCGCGGCGGGCAAGGUGUUGGCAACACGGCUGACGCUGAACAAGAGGCAGUCCAUCGCUUUUCUGAUAAUAUGCCGCCAGCUCGAUUUGAUUCAGCAGACCGACGGGGCGAUGCCUGCCAGCUGCGCCAGUUCGUCGGCGGAGCGGUUCAUCCACGGCCAGUCUCGAAUGGAUUGGCAGGAGAAGGAUGUGCUCGUCAUCGACGAGGUGAGCAUGCUCGGGGCGCGGACGCUGCACGCCGUGAACGAGCGGCUUCGCCGGCUUCGCGGAUCGCGGCAAGAUUUCGGGGGGAUCCCCAUCGUCCUCUUCUGCGGAGAUUUUCAGCAGUUCCGGCCGGUCCAAGAGAGGUCGAUCGUCCUGCCUAGCGCGGCCAUCUCGUGGGACGUAGACAACUCGUUCAAGGCCGAGCAGCGUCACCAGCACGACAAAGCGCACGCACUGUGGAAGAGGUUCACGACGGUCGUCAUGCUGGACGAGCAGAUGCGCGCCGCCGGCGACCCGGAGCUGCAGAGGCUGCUGAAGCGGAUCCGUCUAGGCGUGCAGGAUCGGACGGAUCUAAACCUCCUCAACUCAAGGAAUCGGUGGAACCUGAACAUGGAGGCGAGCCUGGCGUUCCGGGUCCAGCAGCGGUCGACGAUGCGCAUUUUCAUCUCCGAGCACAAGUGGAAGGAGGAGCUGCCGACGGAGGAAGAGGCGAUCAUGAUACUCAACCAGGGCGACGAUAGCGCGAUCCCGGUGCCGGCCGUCUUCAUGUUCGUGGCCGGGAUGCCCAUCGUCGUGAACCACAACACCCACCAGGGGCUGAAGCUAGUGAACGGCGCGAGCUACUCGGCGGUGGAGGUCAUUGUCGACAAGGCGUACCCGGGCAUCGGAUCUCGGCCGAUAUGA
Molecule: messenger RNA, 996 nt
Organism: Hirsutella rhossiliensis
Lineage: Eukaryota; Fungi; Ascomycota; Sordariomycetes; Hypocreales; Ophiocordycipitaceae
Product: PIF1-like helicase domain-containing protein
Exons: 3
Coding region: 1-996 (331 amino acids)
Biological process (GO): telomere maintenance; DNA repair
Molecular function (GO): DNA helicase activity
Source: RefSeq, a predicted model, not a curated record